This is a messenger RNA of Thunnus maccoyii (southern bluefin tuna), 2306 nucleotides long. Its product is annotated as carbohydrate sulfotransferase 11-like. Gene Ontology annotation, biological process: proteoglycan biosynthetic process; carbohydrate biosynthetic process. The coding region runs from base 484 to 1500 and encodes 338 amino acids. The record is from RefSeq and is a predicted model, not a curated record. Gene Ontology annotation, molecular function: sulfotransferase activity. Lineage: Eukaryota; Metazoa; Chordata; Actinopteri; Scombriformes; Scombridae. Gene Ontology annotation, cellular component: membrane. The transcript is spliced from 4 exons.
GAGAGAGGGGUGGGCGUGACGUCAUGGCACGGUGCCCCGUCCAUGUUUGGCGGAGAACUUUUUUGCAGCUUCGACAAAGUCUAGACACAUUUGGCUUUGGUAACAACUAGACCCUGGAGAGAGAAAAACUAUUUAUUUAAAACUUAUGUAAUAUCAACAUAACAUUAUUUCAUGUCUUAUCUUAGUUGACCUUCCUUCAUUUACUAUCGUUAUUAAGGUAACGUUCGCUCAAAAGACACAGCGGACAGUUGGGGAUUCAGGUCCCUCUCAUAUCAGAAUUAACGGCUAAUUACGGUGUCGUUCAGUAGCCAAGCUAACGUUACUCUUGGAUGGGCGACACGGUUUUUUUUCCCGUUUCUCACAAUUAAUAAAUAGUCUCAUUCUUCCGAGAGUCUUUUCAUCCUCCGCCGGGUGGUUUCGUAUGAACCGUGUCGAGGCAGCGACGAGGGGUCGGGGGCUCCGCCAGAAGAGCCGGGUUUCAGGAUGAAGAUGCCCAGAGGAGGACGCCUGUUCCUGGCGACGUGCCUCGGCUCGCUCUUCGUUCUCGUGCUUUAUUUCCAGACCAUCACCAAGCCAGAACCUGGUUUGAAGACUGUCAGCAGACCAGGGCAAAGCAGGAGAAGUCCACUGCAGAGCCUCUACAAUGGAGAUCAGCAGCUGGAGCUGUUAGCAGCUCAGAGGUCCCUCCAAGGCCGCAGGGAGCUGUUGGAGCAGGAGUGCCUGAGCCACACGAGGAAGCGGCGGGUGCUUUCGCCCGAGGAUCUCAAACACCUCAUUGUGGAUGAUAAACACAGCCUUAUUUACUGCUAUGUACCAAAGGUAGCCUGCACCAACUGGAAGCGUGUCCUCAUGGUCCUCACCAGUGACGGCCGCUACACUGACCCUCUUGCCAUCCCUGCCAAUGAGGCCCACGUGGCGGGAAACCUGCGCACACUCUCCGAGUUCUCAGUCCCUGAGAUCAACCAACGCCUUCGCAGCUACCUCAAGUUCAUCUUCGUGCGGGAGCCCUUUGAGCGCCUGGUGUCCGCCUACCGGAACAAGUUCACGCGCAGCUACAACACUGCUUUCCACAAGCGCUACGGAACCAAGAUCGUCCGCCGGCACCGGCCCAACCCGCAGCGUGAAGCACUGGAGAAAGGGAAUGACGUUUCUUUCCACGAGUUUGUCCAGUAUCUUGUGGACCCUCGGACCCAACGGGAAGAACCUUUCAAUGAGCACUGGGAGCGGGUGCACUCUCUCUGCCACCCAUGUCUGAUCCAUUAUGACGUGGUGGGGAAGUAUGAGACUCUGGAGCCAGACGCGCAGGCUGUGCUCAGAUUGGCCGGAGUGGAUGGGACACUUCAAUUUCCAACGUCUGGUAAGAGCACCCGGACUGACGGCAACAUGGCAGCACGCUUCUUUAAGCACAUCAGUCCUUUCUACCAGAAGAAACUAUUCAACCUGUAUCGAAUGGAUUUCCUGCUCUUUAACUACUCAACACCAGAGUAUCUCAGGACUUGAUGUGGGGCAGAGAAAAGAGGGUUGAAAUCAGUGCCAUGGAUGGACUGGCCAAUCGCGCAGCUCUGAAGGCUUUUGUGAUAGUCCACAUUUCAUACAGUGGAUGUGUGAUGGUACGUUUGCACUUUUUUAUUGCCAUGGACUUUUCAUUCCUGCGUGGAAUGGUCCAUCACACGCACAGACUUGGCACUACGACUCUCCAACAACAACUAAAAAACUGGUUUCAGUGAAGGGAACUUACUAAAUGGAACCACAUUUCUUCCUGAGAAGGACAGACUGUAUGUGCUGUUAUCUUAAUAGCAUGUUAUAUGCAGUGUGUCACACUCACUCAUAGUUUAUUGGUUUACUUUCCAGUUUAAAGAUGUUUAGCAGAACAGAUUGCUGAAGGGUCUUGGCCUUUAAGUUCAGUAAGAAUUCAGUAUUUAUUAUUUUUACUCACCCGAUUUCCAUUUCUCUCCAAGAACCUGCUUUGUCAGAUGGAGCAAAUCUUUCUCUCCCUGACUUUUUCUGUUUUAGUUCUGUUGCUGUCUUUUAUACGUAGUUGUUGAGUUGAGUGAAAUAUGCCUUACCAGCAUUCCUGUGGUGCCCACUACAGUAAAAGUUCUCUUGCCUUGUUUUUCUGAGAACUAAUGAGCCACAAAUUAAAGUCACACUUCAGAGGAGCAGGUUCUUCUCUUACACGGGCAUACAGGUUAAUGUGCUGACUGUGAAGCUGCACAUUGCAGAUUGUUUCAAAGCACCUACAGUACAGUAUCUCUGGAAGGCCUUUAUUUAUGUAUGUCAGUGCAUAAAGUAUUUAUUGUUAUGGA